AGGCUGGGUGUGAGUUGGUACAGCUGCAGUUCUGCACGGAUCACCAUGGACCGAACCGCAGUCAGAAUAACCCUGUUUACCUCCCUGCUCCUCUGCGCUGCGUCCGGCCAGGCCGGAAAGGAACAAGAUGUUGAUAUCUACAGCUUCCACAUCAACUCCACCGUCACCAGCCGCUACGCCAUCACAGUCAUCACCAGCCGAGUGGCAAACCGACUCAACGAAUCUAAAGAAAUCCAUUUUGAGGUCAAAAUUCCCAAGAACGCCUUCAUUAGCAAAUUCAGAAUGACUAUAGAGGAGAAGACGUAUGAUGGAGUGGUGAAAAAGAAGGAAGAAGCUCAGCAGCAGUACAGUGAUGCAGUAUCUCGAGGAGAAAGUGCUGGAAUGAUCAGUUCAGUGGGUCGGACUCUGGAGGAGUUUAAAACCUCAGUGACGGUCGCGGCUCUCAGUAAAGUCACCUUUGAACUCACCUAUGAGGAGCUGCUGCAGCGACGCCACGGAAAAUAUGAUCUACUGAUCAACGCUCAGCCCAUGCAGCCUGUAGCAGAUUUUAAGAUUGACGUCUACAUUCACGAGAGUCCAGGAAUUUCCUUCCUAGAGGUAAAAGGAGGACUGAACACCAAAGAUCUGACCAACGCUGUGACCACCACACGAUCUGUUAAAGAGGCCUGGGUGAACUUCUAUCCCACUCGUGAUCAGCAGACCAGCUGUGACGUCUGUGGGAAACAGGGAAUGAAUGGAGAUCUGAUCAUCACGUACGACGUGGAGAGACCGAAGCCCAGUGGAGAACUGAGGGCAUCAGACGGCUAUUUCGUGCACUACUUCGCACCUACGGACGUUGAGCGCAUCCCGAAGAACGUGGUGUUCGUAAUCGACCGCAGCGGCUCCAUGAGUGGGAAGAAGAUUCAGCAGACUCGUGAAGCUCUGCUGAAGAUCCUGGGGGAUGUUGCUGAGGACGAUUACUUCGGCCUGAUCACUUUUGACAGUAAAAUAGAAGUCUGGAGACCUGAACUCGUCCAGGCCACAGACAGCAACCUGAAAUCUGCAAAGAACUUCGUAAAGAAGAUUACAGAUCGAGGAGCCACUGACAUAAAUUCUGCAGUUCUGAAGGGGGUGGAGAUGCUCAACAAACACCAACGAGAAGGCUCCGCCUCCAUCCUCAUUCUGUUGACUGAUGGAGCCCCGAAUGAAGGCGAAAGCGAUCCAGCCAGGAUUCGAGUCAAUGUGAAAGAGGCCAUCGGGGGGAAGUUUCCUCUGUACUCUCUGGGCUUUGGAUUUGAUGUUAACUAUGAUUUCCUGGAGAAGAUGGCUCUGGAGAACAGUGGACUCGCUCGCAGGAUCUACGAGGACUCGGACGCUUCUGACCAACUACAGGGUUUCUAUAAGGAGGUCGCCACCCCUCUCUUAUCCGACCUUGAGCUCCUCUAUGAGGGAGCGUCGAACCUCACCGAGACUGCUUACAGUAUGUACUACAACGGCUCUGAGAUCAUAGUCGCCGGAGAAAUCACAAACAACAGCCUGGAGAGUUUCAAAGUGGAGGUCGUUGCAUUUUCGAGAAGUAAUAAAGUGACGUAUGAGGAGGAUGUGUCUCUAAAAGCUCUACCUGAUGUUGAGCCUCAACAUGAAAACUUUACCCGGCGAGUCUGGGCUUACCUUAAAGUCAAACAGCUACUGAAAAAAGAAUUGACUCUUACAGGGGAAGAAAAAGAAAAAGCCAAGAAAGAAGCUCUGGAUCUCUCUCUUCAGUACAGUUUUGUGACUCCACUGACGUCUAUGGUGGUCACCAAACCCCAGAAAUCAGACACACAGAUCGCCCACAAACCUGAAGAGAGAGGAGUCAGAGGAGAAAGAGGAAGAGUGGGAUAUGGACAAGCAUUUUCACCAGGAGGAUAUGGAACAGUAGGAGCAGGAUAUGGAGGAGCAGCAGGAUUAGGAGCAGCAGGAGGAUAUGGAGGAGCAGGAGGAGGAUAUGGAGGAGCAGUAGCAGGAUAUGGAGGAGCAGGAGGAGGAUAUGGAGGAGCAGGAGCAGGAUAUGGAGGAGUAGGAGGAGGAUAUGCAACAGUAGGAGCAGGAUAUGGAGGAGCAGCAGGAUUAGGAGCAGCAGGAGGAUAUGGAGGAGCAGGAGGAGGAUAUGGAGGAGCAGGAGCAGGAUAUGGAGGAGCAGGAGCAGGAUAUGGAGGAGUAGGAGGAGGAUAUGCAACAGUAGGAGGAGGAUAUGGAGGAGUAGGAGGAGGAUAUGGAGGAAUAGGAGCAGGACAUGGAGAAGUAGGAGGGGGAUAUGGAAAAGUAGGAGCAGGAUAUGGAGGAGUAGGAUAUGGAACAGUAGGGGCAGGAUAUGGAGGAGUAGGAGGAGGACAUGGAACAGUAGGAGUAGGAAGAGCGGGAGCAGCAUAUGGAACAGUAGGGGCAGGAUAUGGAACAGUAGGGGCAGGAUAUGGAACAGUAGGAGCAGGAAGAGCGGGAGCAGCAUAUGGAACAGUAGGGGCAGGAUAUGGAACAGUAGGGGCAGGAGGAGGAUAUGGAGGAGUAGAAGGAGGAUAUGGAAGAGUAGGAGCAGGAGUAGGAGGAGUAGGUGGAGGAGGAGGACUUGGAGGAGUAGGAGCAGGAGGAGUAGGAGGAGGAUAUGGAGGAGUAGGAGCGGGAUAUGGAGGAGUAGAAGGAGGAUAUGGAGGAGUAGGAGCAGGAGUAGGAGGAGUAGGAUAUGGAGGAGUAGGAGCGGGAUAUGGAGGAGUAGAAGGAGGAUAUGGAGGAGUAGGAGCAGGAGUAGGAGGAGCAGGAUAUGGAGGAGCGGGAUAUGGAGGAGUAGGAGCAGGAGUAGGAGGAGCAGGAGGAGGAUAUGGAGGAGUAGGAGCAGGAGUAGGAGGAGCAGGAUAUGGAGGAGUAGGAGGAGUAGCAGGAGGAGGAUAUGGAGGAGUAGGAGGAGGAGGAAGAGUAGAAUAUGGAGGAGGAGCAGGAGGAGGAGUAGGUGCAGGAGUAGGAGGAGUAGGAGGAGGAGCAUUUGGAGGAGGAAGAGUAGAAUAUGGAGGAGGAGCAGGAGUAGGAUAUGGAGCACUUUCACCAGUGUUAACUGGACAACAAGGACCACCUGGACAGCCAGGAUCUUAUGGACACCCAGGGUUUUCUGCAUACCCAGGAGGAGGAAGAGUACCAUAUGGACAAGCAGUACACGUAGUACCAUAUGGAGGAGGAGGAGGAAGAGUACAAUAUGGACAAGCAGUACCAAUGGUACCAUAUGGAGGAGGUGGAGGAAGCAGAUUACGAUACACCAUAAGAGGACCACCUCGAGAGCCAGGGUUUUUUUUUUCACCCCCAGUGCUUUCUGCAUCCCCAGAUUACGGUUAUGAUGAUUAUGAUAGUCCACCUCAACCAAUGCCGACUAGGAUCAGCAGCAUUUUGUGGAACCCACCCCCUAAAGCUGCAGUGAAGUCCGUGAGGUUUUUAUCCUCCUCUAGUGGUCAGUCUAAGCCUCUCUGCUACGACGUUCCUUCAGCUUCCAAACUCCUACUUCUGAAGGACCUCUCUUCAGGAUUCUCUAUGAGCGGUGAGCUGACCCAAUCCGGGACGGGUUUCGAUCAAAUUGCACUUCAUUAUAAAACGGAUCAUCACCUGAGCGUCAGCACCGCUGAUAUCAACUUCUCUGAUGGUCAGAAAGCGUUCAGGCUCGUUUGGGGACAGGUACCCACCGUGCAUCAGGCAGACGGUGUGUCGGUGAUUCUGAGGGACAGUGAACUGGACGUCACUUUGGGAGGAGUGCGUGUUGUGAUUCUCCUUCAUAAGGAAGGUGGAAAUGUGUUUCUCUGGCCGGCUGUUCGUCAACAACCCAAGCAUGGCAGCUUACAGGGCAUUCUGGCAAAAACCAGCCUGCAGUAUGAGGAGCUGCCUGGAUUUAUAAUCAAAAUCAGUGAUCAGGAAGAGGCUGCAUCCUUGAGCACCGCUAAAGACUACAGACUCUCUUCAGCCCCGAUUGUUGGAUGCUGGCUGGUACGGCUGCAAUUUGCUCUGCAGGGAGAGCUCUCUGACUUCACUGUGGCUCAGCUUUAGAGAAAACAUCCUUUUUUCCAGAGAGUGAAGAAAGAGAAAAGAAUCAGUUUUGGUUGAAAAUAAAAUGCUUUAAUGUUAGAAGCUGGAAAGCAAUGCUGGUAUAAACUGUAGAAAGAGACGUGUGAGUAGUGCUGCUUUACGCUUAAUGUUUGAACUGGUGAUCUCUCUGUGAUGGAUGACGUAAAUUACAGUAAACUUUAAAUUAGAGCUGAACCACAAAUUAUAUUAGAGUAGUAAUUGGUCAAGAUGUUUGUGGAUAAGGUUGGUAACGUGUGAAUGAACAAAGUUUAAUGUAACAAUAAAAAAUGAAAUGGCAAAAUCUCAAAA
Molecule: messenger RNA, 4365 nt
Organism: Astyanax mexicanus (Mexican tetra)
Lineage: Eukaryota; Metazoa; Chordata; Actinopteri; Characiformes; Acestrorhamphidae
Product: inter-alpha-trypsin inhibitor heavy chain H3
Exons: 34
Coding region: 46-4038 (1330 amino acids)
Source: RefSeq, a predicted model, not a curated record